UAGAUGAAGAUGACCCAUUCAUUACUUUUGGUGAUAUAGUAAAAUUGCGGAUUAUAAAUUCAACACGAGUGUACAAUAGUAGAAUAGUGUAUAUUAAAGGAAAAAAUGUAGUGCUAAAAUUAUUCGAUAUGAAACAUCAAGAAUAUCUUAAGGAUAAAGUAGUCACUGUUUACUUUUGUGUAUCAAAUUGGCCAAUAAAGUGUUGUCAUUAUGUUUUACAUAUUAUGUGUAAGCAUAAUUUGGUCGAUUUAAUCUAUCCUAAAAUAAGCAGGGAUCAUUAUGAUUUACUACAAGUUGACUUGAAUUGGGUUCAUAAAAGUGUAGCAAGUAAUCCAGAACAAACACAGGCAGUAAUUAAUAUUUUAAGCAAUUCCGCAUAUCCUGCACCAUAUAUAGUAUUUGGUCCACCUGGUACUGGAAAAACAACAACAUUAGUUGAAACCAUUUGUCAGAUUAGAAACCAAUGGAAGUAUAAAAAAAUUUUAGUAUGUACAUCAUCAAAUGCAGCUGCUGAUGAAAUUGGAAAAAGAUUAUUAGCUUUUCUUCCUUCUAAAGACAUAUUUCGUAUGUAUGCAGCGUCCAAACAUUGGGAAAAUGUAGAUAAAAUUAUUCAUCCUAGUUCAAAUAUUAUUAAUAGUCAAGUCCUUUUUUUGCCAAAAGAAAUUUUUAUUUUAAAAAAGAUAGUUAUUACAACAUUGGUAACAUGUACAAGAUUGGUAAAGCUCAAUUUAAAAAGUGACCAUUUUUCAUAUAUAUUCAUUGAUGAAGCAAGUCAAAGUAUAGAACUAGAAUCAUUAAUACCAUUUACACUAACAAGUACGCAAAAUGAAACAUGCACAGGGACACUACAUGCUCAAAUUAUUAUUGCCGGUGAUCCUCAUCAACUGGGACCCGUAAUUCGAUGUAAAAGAAUUGAGCAUUUACUUGGAAAAUCCCUACUAGAAAGGUUAAUGGAAUGCGAACCAUAUAAAAAAGUGGAAAAUAAAUAUAAUUCACGUUACAUAACGAAAUUAAUUCGCAAUUACCGUAGCGAGGAACCUAUUUUGCAUGUGUCCAAUAUGUUAUUUUAUGAUAAUGAAUUAUUAUGUUGUCAUGACUCGAAUAUAAAUAAGAUAACUUUAAAUUGGCCAGUACUAUUAAAUAAAACGUUUCCUAUAUUGUUUGUUGAAAUUAAAGGUAAAGAAGAAAGAACUCCAAAUAAAAGUGUUUAUAAUGAAGAAGAAAUCAAGAUUGUAGAACAUUGCACGAAAAAACUAAUGCAUGCUAAAAUUGGUCCACGUAAAAUUCAAGAGGAAGAUAUUGGUGUUAUAACACCAUUUAAACAACAACAAAUUAUGAUCAAUAAAUGUUUAGAUGAAUGUGGAUUAAAGAAUAUAACUGUUGGAACAGUAGAAAUAUUUCAAGGGCAAGAAAAAGAAAUUAUAAUUUUGUCUACUGUAAGAUCUAAAUCCUUCAAACAUGAUGGUAAAGAUCAUAUUGGAUUUUUAUCAAAUGCAAAGAGAUUCAAUGUUGCCCUAACAAGAGCAAAAAAAUUUGUAAUAGUAAUAGGAAAUCCAGAUGUACUAUGUAAAGACAGAUGUUGGAAAACUUUAUGGGAAUAUUGUGAUAAGAACAAUGCAUGUACUGAUAUUGCUGGUGUUAUAUGAAAAGUAUUCAAUUAUAAUCACAUCAGUGUAUUGAAACCAAACAAACUAAAUUUGGAAUGUACAAUUAAAAAUUCAGCAACAGUAAUUAAAGUUUGCAUAAAGAAGAAGCUACAAAUG
This is a messenger RNA of Colletes gigas, 1763 nucleotides long. RefSeq names its product putative helicase mov-10-B.1. Bases 129 to 1646 code for a protein of 505 amino acids. Gene Ontology annotation, molecular function: 5'-3' RNA helicase activity; RNA binding. The record is from RefSeq and is a predicted model, not a curated record. NCBI's taxonomy places the organism in Eukaryota, Metazoa, Arthropoda, Insecta, Hymenoptera, Colletidae. The transcript is spliced from 9 exons.